CGACGGCCGGAGCCGGAUGUGCCAAGAUGGCCGCGUCGGCUGCCGUGUCUGCGCUCGUCACCGCCGCCGGGAGGGCUUUGGCCCGCGGCGCCUGAGUGGCCGCCGCCGCCGCCGCCGCCGCCGCCGCGCGGGUCAAGUUAAGGACAAGCUCUCCCUUACCUCUUCUGUAAGCAGCAUCUCCUGUGGGAAAGAUCCGACAUGCAGCCUCCACCCCAGGCAAUCCCAUCCGGCACGGCUGGUCCUCCUCCGGUUGGGAAUCCUCGGAGCAUGUUUUGGGGUGGCAACAGUCCUUACAGGAGGCCAGCCAGUAAUAAUGCGCCGGUAGCUCCGAUAACUUGCCCGUUGCCGCCAGUAACAGAUCCAUUUGCUCUUAAUAGACAGACGCUCCAACACACACCUUUGGGCAGUUCGUCCAAGAGCAGCGCGCCUGCUUUGCAUAGCCCGGCCUUCCCAGUGUGUUCUCAGUGGUCUGGUUUGCCUGCACCUCACACAAAUGCUGGGGAUAGCUCCCAAGGACCCCAGGAGCCUCUCCCGGGACCUAUGUCACACCCGAGAACAGAUGCUGGUUCGUUUCCUCCUGCAUCCAUCCCUUCAUUGCUGCCUGGAUCUGAGAUGAGUAGGAGCACUGAGGUCGGUUCUGUCUCGGGGCCUGAGAUUCAAAAUCCACCCUAUCCUCUUCACUACAUUCCAGGAGUGGGUCCUGACCCAUCUCGUGGGAGACAUCUGCCUGAGAGUGGGCCUGGGCCGGACAGACCUCUGCAUAGACACCCCCCCCACGAUGGUGUAGGGGCCCCUGCAGCAUCCGCAUUCUUCUCCCAGCCCAGUCCACAGAUGCCGGGUCAGUGGGCGCCGGUGCAGGGAGGCCCACAGACUGCCCAGCACCGCGGCUUGCCCUGCCCAGAGGGACCCCAGGCCACCAGCGCUUCCCAAUUCCCCUCUCCGCCCAACCUUCACCCGGCUCCAGCCCACGAGCCUCACGGCCCACUGGUGUCGCCCCCAGCACCCUUGGCUGGGGGCGAAGGGAGUGAGGUGGCUCACCUGCGAAGUGGAAAACACCUUCUCCCUCAACAUACAUCCGGCCAAAAUCCCAGGAUUGGGAGUUUGUGGGCAAGCCAGGAGUUCAUGCAGAAUCCAGAAGUGAACAAGCAUUUGCCAGACCCUGCCCUUGUGAAUCUACUCACUCAGGGAACGAACCCAGAAAACCAGGUGCGCUGUCCCUUGGGGACUGGGACGAGCCGGGCUCCACUAGAAGCUUCCUCAGGGUCUCUCUCAAUGUUUUUCCAAGGGGAGGAGGCAGAAAAUGAGGAGAACCUCUCCUCUGAAAAAGCAAGCUUUGCUGGCAGAAUGGACUUGGAUGGUUUCUCCUCUAGCCCGGGACUGGGCCGUCCGCCCCCGCCUGCCCACGGAGCUGCUGGCCUCCAUCAGGCCUUUCUCAAGGGCUCUAGCAGCGAGGCUGCGCAGCAGGGAGUUGACGCACAGCCUCACUUUCCUCCGUCUACGGGCAUUCAGCAUGAUAAGCAAACUGCUAGAAACAGUGCUGGAGAUACGUGGGGGGACGCAGCAAGCACUGGGACUCUCAGUGCUCCUGGCUCGCAGUAUGAGAACGUGGAAAACUUAGAGUUUGUUCAAAAUCAGGAAGUUCUGCCGAGUGAGCCUCUGAGUGUGGACCCCUUGUCUUCGAACGACCAUUUCCGGUACGGGGCCCUUCCUGGGCCGGCUGCCCCCAGGCCUGGUGCCGUGGGUCUCAGCAGAAGUGGGGGACUGCAUCUUGAGGCUCCCGAGGUGUCACUGCACCCUGCACGGUCCGACAGCGUGUCGUCCAGCUACAGUGGCCACAGCCACAGGAGUCCUCCCGGGUCAACCAGGCCCCAAGACUUGGUGGGCACGUUUAUUCAGCAGGAGAUUGGAAAACCCGAAGAUGACGCUUCGGGCAGUUUUUUUAAGCAAAUUGACUCUUCUCCGGUGGGAGGGGAGACCGAGGAGACCACUGGGAGCCAGCAUUACCGCAGCAGCCUGUCUCAGCCCUCUACUCCAAGUCCCCCCAAACCUACAGGGAUAUUUCAGACAAGUGCAAAUAGCUCCUUUGAACCAGUAAAAUCCCACUUAGUUGGGGUAAAACCAGUUGAGGCAGAUCGGGCCAACAUGGUAGUUGAAGUGAGAGGAACCCGUGACCACCAGAAGAAGCGCAGAGCAGCUGCCAGGAUGCCCGUUGCUUCCCCAGGUAACCUGGAGCAGCCACCGGACAACAUGGAGACCCUCUCUGCACCCCAGGCCUGCCCUCUGCCACUUAACACCCCUGCAGAAGCUGGCCACACACCUGCACACACCGCAGGGCUACCAUUGGACACUACACGCCCAACACCCGAGAAGAGGCCCUCCGUCAGGACACAGGGAGCUGCGAAGUGUGAGAGCCCAGCAACGACUCUGUGGGCACAGAAUGAACUACCGGAUUUUGGUGGCAACGUCCUUUUAGCUCCCGCGGCCCCUGCACUCUACGUGCCUGCAAAACCUCAGACGUCAGAAGCUGUUCAGCCUCUGGCAAAGGGAGUGUCGGGGCAGCAGCCUCGGAAGCCAGGGGCUGCCCCCCCCCUGCAGAACCAAGAUGGCCUUGGUGCUUCAGAAAACCUUGAGAACCCUCCAGAGGUGGGCGAAGAGGAGGCCCUUCCAUCCCAGGCCAGUUCUGGUUACGCAAGUUUGCUGUCCUCACCACCCACCGAGUCUUUGCAGAAUCAACCCAUCCUGAUUGCUCAGCCUGACCAAAGCUAUAAUUUGGCUCAGCCUGUUAAUUUUUCUGUGUCUUUAGCGAGUCCUAAUGAGAACAGUCAGUCCUGGGGAGAUGCCGUAGUGGGGGAUAAUGCCCAAGGGAGCAACAGCCAGGCUCCCGGUGGUGAUUCUGGAGACCAUGCUGCAUUGUCUGGUGUCGCAACUAAUACUGUCACGGGCUUGUCUCUGUCUCACAGUGCUGCCUCACACAAUGUGCCUCGAGGUUGUGGGUCUUCUGAAAUGGUUUCUAGCCAGCCUGCCAGUUUGUUGGCUCAGUCGCUGUCCCAUCCGGUUCCAAAGACUCUUCCAGAAAGUCAAAAGAAUCACAGUGCAGCAGGAGUUCCUCCUGAGUUUAAUAGCCUUGCUGGAAGCACCGGUGUGACCUUAGUCCCACCUGCAAGCAGCACAUCGGUUCCUAGUAACGAGAAGGCCGAUCAGUGCACUAACCGUGAAGAAACUGUUGGAGCCCUAGACUUCACAUUGAAUAGAACUUUGGAAAAUCCUGGAAGAAUGUAUAGCUCAUCCUAUACAGACUGCCCAGCUUCUCAGCAAGCCAUCGCCAGUCAUCCCAGACAACCUGGGCCUGGAGCACAUAAUGCAGAUCGUUUCUAUCAGCAGGUGACUAAAGAUGCGCAGGACCAGUGUGGCCUGGAAAAGGCGCAGCCAGAGCUCGUUCCUCCCCCGCCACAGACUUCUCCCCAAGCGCACCAGGCGCCGUGUUGUGAACCUUCUAGUUUAGAGAGUUCAUCCGGACAAGGCCAGUCCCAGAGCUCCGCCCAGCCAUCGUCAAGUCCAGCUCUGGCGGACACAGGCCAGCCGCUGCUGCCUCAGCCCCCUCGGUCCUCCAGCGCAUCGGUUGUGUCCACCAGCUCGAGCCAGCCAGCCCCACGAGCAGAGCAGCCCUGGCUGCACCCACCACCUCCACAUGCAUUUGGCCCACCGCCUCAGGACUUGGCGUCCCACUAUUACUACAGACCACUGUACGAUGCCUACCAGUCCCAGUACCCCUCACUCUAUCUGUCUGAUCCCGGGACAGCCUCCUUAUAUUACCAGGACAUCUAUGGCCUGUACGAUCCUCGAUACAGGCCCUAUGACAGCUCAGCCUCCACUUACAUGGAGAACCACCGCUACCCGGAGCCCGAGCGGCCCAGCUCCCGGGCCAGUCACUGCUCAGACCGGCCCGCAGCCAGGCAAGGCUAUCCUGAAGGAUAUAGUAAUUCCAGGAGUGGGUGGAGCAGUCAAAGCGACUACUACGCAAAUUAUUACUCCGGCCAGUAUGACUAUGGAGACUCGAGUCGCUGGGAUCGGUACUAUGGUCCUGGACUCAGGGACACCCGAGACUGGGACCGGAGGGCCUGGUAUGAAGCUGAGCACGACCCAUACAGGAAGGAAACCUGUGCUUACGGCAACAGGCUUGAAAAGUGUGAUGAUCACUGGAGAUACGACCCGCGCUUCACGGGGAGCUUUGAUGAUGACACGGAACCCCCCAGGGACCCCUAUGGGGAGGAGGUGGACCGGCGCAGUGUCCACAGCGAGCACUCCACUCGGAGCCUGCGCAGUGGGCACAGUCUGCCCAGCCGCCGCAGCAGCCUCAGCUCACACUCACACCAGAGUCAGAUUUACAGAAGCCAAAAUGUGACUGCUGGCACCUUUGAGGCCCCACCUCCUCCUGGCUCGCUCCAUGGUGAUUACGCCUAUGGCGCCUAUGGCGGCAAUCUCGGCACUACCCACGGCUUCCAAGAGUAUGGCUAUCCUGUCGACAGCACCUGGCCUGCCAUGGAGCAAGUGCCAUCAAGACCGACUUCUCCUGAGAAGUUUUCAGUGCCUCAUAUCUGUGCCAGGUUUGGGCCUGGCGGCCACCUCCUUAAGGUAGUUCCCAACCUGCCUUCGGAAGGACAGCCUGCACUGGUUGAGAUCCAUAGCUUGGAGACCUUGUUGCAGCACACGCCCGAGCAGGAGGAGAUGCGCUCAUUCCCUGGACCGCUCGGCAAAGACGACACCCAUAAAGUGGAUGUUAUUAAUUUUGCACAGAACAAAGCUACAAAAUGUUUGCAGAAUGAAAGCUUGAUUGACAAAGAGUCUGCAAGUCUUCUGUGGAAUUUUAUUAUUCUGUUAUGCAGACAGAAUGGGACGGUGGUGGGGACGGACAUCGCAGAACUGUUGUUACGAGACCAUAGGACCGUGUGGCUUCCUGGGAAGUCGCCCCAAGAGGCGAACCUCAUAGACUUCACUAACGAGGCUGUGGAGCAGGCGGAGGAGGAGGAGUCUGGUGAAGCACAGCUCUCGUUCCUCACCGACAGCCACACGGCCGCCAGCAGCAGCCUGCUUGAGAAGGAAACGGAGCGCUUCCGAGAGCUUCUGCUCUAUGGCCGCAAGAAGGAUGCUCUGGAGUCUGCGAUGAAAAAUGGCCUGUGGGGUCACGCUCUGCUGCUUGCAAGUAAGAUGGACAGCAGGACACAUGCCCGUGUCAUGACCAGGUUUGCCAACAGUCUUCCGAUCAAUGACCCUCUGCAGACAGUCUACCAGCUCAUGUCCGGGCGAAUGCCUGCUGCAUCCACGUGUUGUGGAGAUGAGAAGUGGGGAGACUGGAGGCCACAUCUUGCUAUGGUGUUAUCCAACCUGAACAACAACAUGGACGUGGAGUCCAGGACCAUGGCCACCAUGGGCGACACUCUAGCCUCCAAAGGCCUCCUAGAUGCCGCGCACUUCUGCUACCUGAUGGCCCAGGUUGGAUUUGGGGUUUAUACGAAGAAAACCACCAAACUGGUUCUGAUAGGAUCAAACCACAGUUUGCCAUUUUUAAAGUUUGCCACCAAUGAAGCCAUUCAGAGGACAGAGGCCUACGAGUAUGCUCAGUCCCUUGGGGCCCACACCUGCCUCUUACCUAACUUCCAGGUGUUCAAGUUCAUCUAUUCUUGUCGCUUGGCUGAGAUGGGACUUGCCACCCGCUUCCACUACUGCGAAGUGAUCGCCAAGAGUGUCCUGGUGCAGCCGGCCGCUUUCUCCCCAGUGCUCGUCACCCAGCUGGUGCAGAUGGCUUCGCAGUUACGCCUCUUCGAUCCUCAGCUGAAAGAGAAACCAGAGGAGGAGUCCUUUGUGGAGCCUGCCUGGCUGGUGCAGCUGCGGUGUGUGGAGAAGCAGAUCCAGGAGGGGGCGCUGCUCUGGAGCCAGGACGCAGCCGACCCCCGGCAGUGCCCCAGCACACCAAGCUCGGAGGCGGAGCAGUUGAAUGGUGCGAGUGUUGGCCAGCCAGCAGGGCUGGGAGCGGACAACCCCCUACUGAUGCCGGGCACGGAGCCCUUGAGCCAGGACGUGCAGCUGCUGCCCUCAGCUCCACAGACGCUCUCUGAGGACCAGCCAGCCCACCCUGCCAGGGUGCCCAUGUUCUCCGUGCCGCUGUCCUGGGGCCCCCAGGAGCCAGGUCCUGGCUAUGGGUCUCAAGGAUCUGCACUUGGCCUCCCACAACACGCCAGGCCUGAUGCCCCAGCUCUGCACCCGGGACUGGCCCUGCCACCAGGGGCACCAUCGCUUCCAGAAAGUGGCCCCCUGCGCCAGGAGACCAGGAGCCUGGACCCAGGAGUGGCACCACAGGACUUGCCUGUCAGAAACACCCUUCCAGAGCUCAGUGAAGAGGACUCGGAUGGAAAACUUGCUACUUUGGGCACCUCAAGGACGGCGCCAGGCUUGGAGACCCCACCGGCUUGGGAUUAUAACGGCUCAGCCUCCACACAGCCUGCUCCACCUCUGACACCUACUCCCGAGGCCAAGAGACCUCCACCGGCGGUCAGAAAAGAAGCCAAAGAGCCAAAGAAGAGUGAGUCCUGGUUCUCUCGGUGGCUGCCUGGGAAGAAAAGGACAGAAGCUUACUUGCCAGAUGACAAGAACAAAUCAAUUGUCUGGGAUGAAAAGAAAAACCAGUGGGUAAACCUGAAUGAGCCAGAGGAGGAGAAGAAGGCACCACCCCCACCUCCAACAUCAUUCCCCAGGGCCCCACAGACGGCUCCCACGGGGCCCCCAGGGCCUCCUGCAGCCUCCGUGAACCUGUUUUCUAGAAAAGCAGGCGGAUCCAGAGCUCGCUACGUGGAUGUUCUGAACCCAAGUGGGACUCAGCGGAAUGAGCCAGCUCUUGCUCCCGCCGACCUCUUUGCUCCACUCGCCCCACUCCCAAUCCCUUCUAAUCUGUUAAUACCAAAUCCAGAUGCAGAAGAGCCACCGCUUGCAGACCGGGCUGGCAGCCGGGGACAGGUGCCAGCUGGGGCUCAGCCCAAGCCAGAACCCGGCACAGAAGCCCAGGAGCUCAGCUCUUCAGCGUCAGCCUCUGGUCCUGAACUCACGCCCUCCAGACUGGAUGGUUCCCAGGGAGGAGAGCUCUCGCGCUGUAGCUCAAUGAGCUCGCUCUCACAGGAAGUGAGCCGGCAUUUUCAUCAGGCUCCCAGCGACCAUGGCCCCGCAGGGCCCCCUCCCGGCGGGGCAGUGCCCUUCUACAACCCGACUCGCUUAGCACAGGCCUCUGCCACUUCGGGGAGCUCCAGACUCGGGAGAAUUGGCCAGAGGAAAUACCCGGUGUUGAAUUAGGGUCACCCAUUUUGGAUUCUCAUUUGGAACUCCAAGAUGACUGUUCUCCACCAAGAACCGAACCGCCUGCCUCAGGUCUGGAGGCCUCCGGUGGACUCGGCCGCGGCUCAGAGCCAGCCACACUGCGUGUCUCCCUCCUUUCUGCCCAUGUGUAUGAAUUACUGCAAGAUCAAUUCCACUGUUCCUUUCAGAUGCUGGAUAGAUUGAAUGACAAAAGAUCUUUCUCGUAAAAGAACAGUAUUCCUUUCUGAGUCACUUAGGAUGACUUGAGGAUGGUGAUUCUGUCAGCCACUUGAGAAUGCCACAUGAAGUGAGGCUGGGCAGGGCCGGACCGCAGGUGAGCCCCGUUCUCUGUUCCUCAGUCACGGGGCCUCCCCGAGGCCUCGCUGAGAAGUAGUGCAGGACUAGAUUCCCGUUCCCCGGCUCUCGAUGAGAGGCGUGAGUGCUUGACCCAGGCGAGGGGGCGAGGGCGCCCGGCCCCAGCCCCGCCCUGCCUUGUGAGCCGGAGAGAGGUCACAGCCAAAGGGAGGGUGUGGUGGAGGGCGACCCAGGGCCUCGCCCACACCCAGGGGGAAAGCCCCGGUUUCUGAGGAGCCUCGCUCUGUAAGAGACCUCCUGUCUCACUUGCACCUCUCGUGGCCUGAUGCGGACCGCGCGGUGGCCAUGUGGCUCCGCUGCCGUGGAAACGGCUGCCGGCCCUUGCUCAGGGGUUCCUGGCACUCCCAGAGGAGGAGCUGCCCACCAUGAGGGGCACGUGUGCCCUCCAGCUCGCCAGCCCUUGUGCAGACGCCCUGGGAGGAGUGUGGGAAAGGUGUGGUGCAGCGGGGCUUCUCCCCCCCCCCCCCCCCCCAGUUCAGCCUCACCUGGGGACCUCCAGCAGCCCCUCGGCCAUAGCGGCCAGCUUCACGGCUUCACCGACUGUUCUUCACACGGCCCUGCUGUUGAUCUAAAGAGGCUGACAAAAAAUGAGCUAUUUAAAUAUUUAUAAAAAUCAGUAUGUGAUAAUUUGGGUGGGUUCUGCUGGGGCAACGUAAAUGGUUUGUUUGGUGUUUAAAAUUUAAGUGUAGAGAUUGUAGAAUGUGGAAUUAGCCUGGCCCUUUCCAGUUUUCUGGCUCACUUCAUCAUCUAGGAAAGACACGCCCCCCUCCCAGAAUAGUUUCCAGAAUGUUCCAUAGACCAGUAUACCUGGAUCCAUCUGUUCCCGCACCCCCUCCACCCCCUAUUCCAGCCCUGCCCUGGCUCUGUCCACUGCCAACCACUUUGAUUCAAUUAGCUUCCUCGCAGGUGGGAGCUGCUAUUUUUCCUAAAUGCAAAUAGUUAAAUAAAAUAUUUUGGGCUCUCAAAUA
This is a messenger RNA of Perognathus longimembris pacificus (Pacific pocket mouse), 8684 nucleotides long. RefSeq names its product SEC16 homolog A, endoplasmic reticulum export factor (gene Sec16a). Gene Ontology annotation, biological process: Golgi organization; COPII vesicle coat assembly; autophagy. Lineage: Eukaryota; Metazoa; Chordata; Mammalia; Rodentia; Heteromyidae. The record is from RefSeq and is a predicted model, not a curated record. Gene Ontology annotation, cellular component: endoplasmic reticulum exit site; ER to Golgi transport vesicle membrane.